AUGCCUAUUGUUGAUCUACAACCAGCCCAAGUCCAGCAGACAUCGGAUGCUCCAUUAACUGGUGUUUACUCAAGUUCUGGAUUUGACAUGGUAGGCAUUUUAUCUCGACUUGUCAAUAGACCGAAUCCACAAAUCAAUCUGGGUCCUAUUGAUAUGUCCUGCUCCUUUUUGGUCACGGAUGCUCGUCAGUUUGAUUGUCCCAUCGUAUAUUGUUCACCCACAUUUGAACACUUGACAGGUUAUCAUGAAAAUGAAAUUGUCGGACGAAAUUGUCGUUUCUUACAAGCUCCUGAUGGUCAAGUAACAUGUGGGUCGCGCAGGACGUAUACUGAUAAUCAAGCUGUUUACCACUUGAAAGCACAAAUGUUGCAAAACAAGGAACACCAAGCAAGUAUUAUCAACUAUAGAAAAGGAGGACAGCCCUUUGUCAAUUUGGUUACAGUUAUUCCCAUCACGGACGAUAAUAAUCAAGUGUGCUUCUUUGUUGGGUUACAAGUUGACCUUGUAGAACAACCAAAUGCUAUCCUAGAAAAAAUGAAAAACGGCACUUAUAUGGUCAACUAUCAGCAAAUGAACAUUCCUCCUUAUAUUCCUGGAAGCAGCUUCAGUUCGGAGCCAGUGGACGACUAUUUCCGAGAACUGCCAACCAUUGCUCCUGCCUCAGGGACCUUGGCCUCUCCUGAAAUAUUGGAACUUGUCAACUGUAGUGGCGAAAAUGAACAGCAAUUACAGCAACAGUGGAAUAAGCUCCUUUUGGAUCAAUCUGAGGACUUUAUCCAUGUCUUAUCUCUCAAGGGCUUUUUCCUUUACUGUUCUCGUUCUACUUCCCAUUUGUUAGAACAUGACCCUGAAGAACUUGUUGGGCAUCCUCUGUCAUCUAUCUGCCAUCCUUCCGAUAUUGUACCUGUGAUGCGUGAAGUGAAAGAGGCCGCUGGUAAUCCCGAUAAAGUUGUCAGUCUCAUCUACCGUGUCCGUCGAAAGUACUCUGGAUACAUGUGGAUAGAAUGCCAAGGCAAGAUUCAUAUUGAUCAAAGCAAAGGUCGCAAAUGUCUUAUUUUGGCUGGCCGUGAGAGACCAAUGUACCAGAUGCUUCGUAAAGAAAUGGUUCAUGCUCCUAACGUUGCGACUGGUUCUGAAUUUUGGGCAAAGGCAAGUUUGAGCGGACUCUUCUUGCAUGUAACAUCUACGAGUGAAGAAGUCGUUGGUUUUGCUGCUGAUGACUUAAAGGGUGCUACACUAUAUCAAUACGUUGGUGAUAACAAUGUCCGUGAUAUCACUCGUGCCUUGGAGCUGGUAAAGGAUGGACAUAUCGUUAAUUUACAUCAUACCAUGCAAAACAAGAAGGGAGAAUAUAUUCCUAUUUUCUCCACAUUUUAUCCAGGAGAUACCUCUCCAGGUGUUGGUCGUCCUUCCUUUGUUCUUGCACAAAUCAGAGCCAAGGAAUCUGCAUCUAUUGAUGGAUGCCCUGUUCUAGAGUCAGUCUCUCCUGAUGUCCACGGCGAAGACAAUGAUGAGAAUCUUUUUGCGGAAUUAGAGACGGUCAGAGGUACCUCAUGGCAAUAUGAACUACAUCAGCUUCAAUUAGCAAAUCGAAAAUUGAAGGAGCAGCUUGAGAGUUAUAUCAAUCCCAAGACUAAAAAGCAAAGGAAAAAGCGGACAGCUGAUUCAAGUGAUAUUCCCAAGAUGUGUGCUCAGUGUCAAAGCACUGAUUCUCCCGAAUGGAGAAAGGGUCCUAAUGGUCCAAAAGAAUUAUGUAAUGCGUGUGGCCUUCGUUAUGCAAAAGCUUUGGCUGCACAAAAGUCAGAUACUGUUAACUCUCAGCAGUAA
Rhizopus microsporus ATCC 52813 is the source of this 1827-nucleotide messenger RNA. RefSeq names its product putative white-collar-1a protein. The record is from RefSeq and is a predicted model, not a curated record. Gene Ontology annotation, cellular component: nucleus. Gene Ontology annotation, biological process: regulation of DNA-templated transcription. The coding region runs from base 1 to 1827 and encodes 608 amino acids. The transcript is spliced from 6 exons. Gene Ontology annotation, molecular function: sequence-specific DNA binding; protein binding; zinc ion binding. NCBI's taxonomy places the organism in Eukaryota, Fungi, Mucoromycota, Mucoromycetes, Mucorales, Rhizopodaceae.